AUGGCGUUUAACGACUGGAGGGGGCUAGGAGCGAAAAACAAACGAGGUGGAAGUGGUGGAAGCUCGUCUAGAUAUUCCACGCUGGGGACAGGAGAAGGGGGAGGAGGUCCAUCCUCGAGAUCGUGGGAUCCGAAGAUCGGAGGCUCUAAGGGAGCUUCUUCCUCCUCCUCGAGAUCGAGGAACCCGGGGCUCGGAGAUCUCCGCAGAAAUCCGUCCUCCCCAAAGUCCGGAACCUCGUUUGGAGGUGGAGACAGGGAGAUAGGGGAAUCGGGGAAGAUCCUAUACACAAAUGUGGUACUCUCGGGCCGCAGACCUCCAAACUGGGGCCGGACUCAGCGGGAGACGAACAAUUCAGCCAAAAGGAUUGCAGGUGCGAUGGAGAAUGGUUGGCAGAUCCCAAAUAUGCCCGCCCUCACUAUAGCACUUUCCAGUCAGCCAAAAUUGCGAGUGCGAUAG
Solenopsis invicta (red fire ant) is the source of this 456-nucleotide messenger RNA. RefSeq names its product keratin, type I cytoskeletal 9-like. The coding region runs from base 1 to 456 and encodes 151 amino acids. Lineage: Eukaryota; Metazoa; Arthropoda; Insecta; Hymenoptera; Formicidae. The transcript has 2 exons. The record is from RefSeq and is a predicted model, not a curated record.